Molecule: messenger RNA, 9098 nt
Organism: Mycena citricolor
Lineage: Eukaryota; Fungi; Basidiomycota; Agaricomycetes; Agaricales; Mycenaceae
Source: the annotation of a GenBank genome assembly
AUGAAGCCGCUGAUCCAAUUUGAACAGGUCGACGUUGUCAUUAACAAUGUCAUGGCAACAUCCAUCACGCCGGACCUCAGCACAUAUUUAUUCAAAGACGCGGCCCAUUACCAUCCAUACUGUGGCAUUAACUGGUCCAACCUGACGAGCGAACAACAAUGCUGGCUAGGAGAUACUGUCGUUCCCUUGCCCGAUAUCAACACCGAGAACGCAGACGUGGUCUCCCGAUAUCAAAGCUGGAUUGCCAAUCUCGUACAGACCUAUUCCAUUGAUGGCCUCCGGAUAGAUGCUGCCAAGCACAUUCGCAAAGACUUUUGGCCCGCUUUCGUCAAGAGUGCUGGUGUGUUUGCGAUGGGAGAAAUUGACGAUGUCGAUGUCCCGAGCGUGUCGAUGUAUCAAGGGACUGAUGCUCUUCCUUCGGUACUCAAUUAUCCAACAUAUCACGCUCUUGUAUCCGCAUUUGCUCUGCCAGGCCCACAGAACAUGAGCGCUCUAGUGGACAUUCUCAACCAAUCCAAUGCUCAAUACACGGUCAGGCUGAUCUGCUCCAGACUGGGAAAUUUCCUAGAGAAUCAAGACAACCCGCGCUGGGGUAACUUGUCUGUUGAUCCUCAGAGUCUCUACAAUGCAAUGACGUACACGUUCCUCUCCGAUGGCAUCCCCAUUGUCUACUAUGGGCAAGAACAAGGCUUUCACGGCAACUCAGAUCCUUACAAUCGCGAGCCGUUGUGGCCGUCAAAUUAUACCAAUACCACGGCACUGCAGCUUAUUACGUCGCUCAAUCAGAUGCGGAAUUACUUGGUCAACACUUCAGACUGGGCGACUCAGAAGAUGAAUGUGCUUGCCUCGGAUAGCAACGGCAUCGCCUUCCAGAAAGGGCAUGCUGUUGUGAUUUUGACGAAUAUUGGGAGCCCCUCUCAGAAUCUGACGAACAUAGCCUUCAAGUCUCCGUGGCCUCCAGGAACUGUGGCAAUCGACAUCGUUGCAUGCCGGCAGUUUGUGGCAGCUUCUCAAGGUUACAUUGGGGUCGAGUACACCAAAGGAGGGGUCCCCGUGGUCCUAGGCACAGCAGAUGUAGUCAAGAAAACCGGUCUGUGCCAGAAUGCCCUCGCGGCUCUCCAUGACAAUUCCUUUGGAGGUUCUGUCGUUGCCCAGUCCUCAUCACCGUCCCAAUUCCGUCCCUCUCUAGCUGCAUCUCUUGUAUCUUUAUUACUUUUCACUUUCUUCGGACUAGGUCACUCGUCACACGAGCGGAGUCUGAAAGCGUUGAGUCUGGCGCGCCUGUUGCGCGGUUGGGUUGGCGUACUCACUCGACGUUCGGUGACCCCUUCACGGUCAAUGGACAAUCCGCCGACGUCCAGUACCAACAUCCAUACCAUUGUCAAAGCUCAGAUCGUGUUCCUGCUUUCCACUCUCACCGAGGAAAACUUCGAGAGAAAUCAGCUUGAAAUCCGCUCCUUGUCGGAGCAGCAUGGAAUAGACACCUACCUCCACUUCAUUCGCCGCCUCAUCGUCCACUCUCAAGCGCGUCUAACUUCCGCCACACCUCCCUCGUCAUUCGAACUCGCCAAUUCUUUGACUUUCCGGCUCCUGAUCCAAGAGACGCAACGGCUCGCACGCGACCCCCUUCUCGCCAGUCGAUUCCGAGACAGCAUCGACAAAGGCGAGGGAGAGCUGUUCCGGAAUUUCGAUCUCAUACGAUUCACGGAUCGCGUUACCCUUCGUCCUCUCGAGAAACUCAUCCUCGCCGCCUCCAUCAUCUCCUCCCCCACCCGCAAGGAGCUUGCCAACCAGGCUUCUGCGAUCAUCCGUGCUGAAUUCGACUCUGCUGUCGUCUCCCUUUGCCACACCCCUGCAUUUGAACAGGUCGAUUUGUCUCCCACCCAAGCCGCAAAACUGAUGGCCAACCUCCUCUCCGAUCCUCCCCUCGAAUCACCUGUGCUUGAAGCCGCUCAAAGACAGGCUCUCAUAGUCGCUGGGCAGUCCAAGUAUGGCAAAGACGUCAUUUUCCCGAUGUUGCCACGUAUCAUGCCUACUUUGAGUUUACCGCCCGGCACGACUCUUGUCCAGACCCUUGUACAGCUGGGACCGGAUAUUACCAGCGAUCCAGAUGUCGUUCGGGCUCUCCUGGCACGCUUCAACAUCUCUGACGCAAAUCCACCAAAGGACACCAUGAUCCUGGAAACAUUCUCCGCUUUGUCUCGUUUAGCUUCGGAAGGAACGACUUUGUGUGACGUCGGCGCUCUUGUUCGUGCUUUGAGUAGCUUUCAUGUCCAGCUCAAUUGGGCCAGUGUCAUCAAGUCGUUUGACCGACCUGAUAGACAUGGUGUCGAUACUGCAACCCUGAAGCUGUUGAUCGCCAUCCUGCUCAAUAGCCCUAGGGAAGCGGACCCACACGCUGUCACUGGUUUUUGGACUACGUGGUCGAAUUCUCUAUACCAGCUUCGUCUGCUGGAUGCACUGUUGUCCUUGCCGGGCGACACUUUCAAUUUUGUCAGUCUUCCAGGGAGGCGCAUUGUCACUGUCGAAGAUGUCUCGAUCGCGAGUCCGACCAUCAAGUCGCUCGCAGCGAACGUCCAAGGUCACACCUGGAACUCUUUGGAGCUCUUUGAGGUUCUCGUUCGCCUGGCGGAUUCGGACUCUAUCGAGAUCCGGAAUUGUGUUCGUGAAAUGCUGGAUAAGGCGAUCAAAAUCAGCGCAGAGCUUGUUCAUAUGGGUUUGCUGCAAGUCCCGGACCUUCCUUGGAACGAGAUCCGACGAGAAUACUCACGGCGUCUGCUGGGGAUGUUCCUUGCGGGGCAUCCGAACCACCAACUGGUGUUCAUGCGCAUCUGGCAGAUAGAGCCGUCCUAUUUGACCGAUGCUUUCCGCGACUUCUACGAGGAAAAUCCGCUGAACAUCACUCGCAUUCUGGACGUUGCCCAGGACCUCAAAAUUCUCGAAUCUCUCCUCGAAGUGCGACCGUUCGUGUUUGCUCUUGACGUGGCCGCACUGGCUUCGAGACGGGAAUACCUGAACCUCGACAAGUGGCUGGCUGACAAUGUGGCCCACCAUGGCGCUGAAUUCGUGCACUCUAUCAUCCUAUUCCUCGACCAAAAGAUGGACAGCGAGAAGACGGCUCGACUGUCCGAUCCUCCUGUGGAAAACCGGACCAUGUCUCUGAGCCCGACCACCAUUGCUAUCAUCUUGCGUGUCAUCCGCAACAGUGCAAGCUCGAUGAGCGAGGCGGAUGCCGGUUACUACGUGGAGGUCAAGAAUGCGUGUCUUCAGAUACACCCCCGGCUGGCCAGCAUGCUUCCGAAUCCCGAAACUGAGGCUGGCCUGUCGGUCGUCUCGUACUCUCCCGAGAUCGAGGCCGAGGUUGACAGCAUCUAUCGCCAGAUGUACGACGAGCAGACGACCAUCGACGAUCUCAUUGUUAUGCUCGCCGAAUACAAGGACUCGAAAAACCCGCGCGAACAGGAAAUCUUUUCCUGCAUGCUUCAUUUCCUCUUCGAUGAGUACAAGUUCUUCCAGUCUUAUCCGCCACGCGAGCUGGCCAUGACUGGAUAUCUCUUUGGAUCCUUGAUUCAGCGAAGGCUGAUCGACCAAGUCCCGCUUUUCAUCGCUAUGCGCUACGUCAUCGAUGCGCUCAGUUGUCAUCCGGACUCGAAUCUGUUCCGCUUUGGCCUCACCGCUCUCGGCCGAUUUGAAUCCCGACUUCCCGAAUGGCAGGCCUUCUGCUCUGCUCUGACCCGCAUCCCUCACCUCCUGGAAGCUCGCCCCGAUCUUGUCGCCACUCUCCAGCGGGCACUUGCGGCUGCGGAGGACGGGCUUACCCCCAGCGAUCCUCUCCCAGCCGACAAUCUUGACUCGAUGCCUGUUUUCACUGCAAUCAGACCAGACCAGGUUGAAGGUCAAGUUCAGACUCCGCCAGAAGAGCUCUCUGAUCGGAUCCUCUUCAUCAUCAAUAACCUUGCGCCGAGCAAUUUCGAUGCGAAGCUGGCUGAGAUGAAGGAACACUUUGACGAUGUCUACGCGAGAUGGUUUGCGCACUAUUUGGUUGACCAGCGGAUCAGCACCGAGCCCAACAACCACUCGCUCUACCUGCGGUUCCUCGAUGCGCUGGAUAGGAAGCCUCUUGCCAAGCUCAUUCUGCACGAGACACUCGUCAAGUCGGCAGCUAUGAUCAACUCUGAGCGUUCAGUCUCUUCGGGGUCCGACCGCACGACACUGAAAAACGUCGCCGCUUUUCUCGGUUCUAUCACCCUCGCACGCGAUCGGCCUAUCAAGCACAAACACAUCGCUUUCAAGGAACUUUUGCUCGAGGGGUAUGACAGCGGGAGACUUAUCGUGGCGAUUCCAUUUGUGUGCAAGACCCUCGAGCCAUGCUCUAAAUCGAAGGUUUUCCGGCCCCCAAACCCAUGGCUGAUGGGCAUCGUCAGCUUCCUUGCAGAGCUGUAUCACUUCGCAGAGCUGAAGCUCAAUCUCAAGUUCGAGAUUGAGGUGCUUUGCAAAACUUUGGAGAUUGAUCUGGACGGUGUCGAGGCCACUACCGUCUUGAGAAGCCGGCCUGUUGCGGACGCUGGUCCGCCACUACCCGAGUACGUUGGAGAUAUCGACUCUCUCCCUAUCGACAGCUAUGCAUCGAGCCUUCCGGCUAGCGACAAUCACGUGCUUCCUCUUGGGUCUGCAACGGCUGGAGACAGCUCUCGCGCGAUGGGAGCGCACAUCGAGUCCAUUCUUGCUGCACUCCUGCUGCACAUCCAGAUCAGCUCGCAGCUGGCUCCGAUGAAUGUCAACCCGACAUUCAAACGCGUUGUCACGCUUGCGAUUGACCGAGCUGUUCGCGAGAUCAUCCUUCCCGUCGUUGAGCGAUCGGUCACGAUUGCUGGCAUUUCCACGAGGGAGCUAGUCACCAAGGAUUUCGCUACCGAACCGAGCGAGGAGAAGUUGCGCAAGGCGGGGCAUCUGAUGGCCCAGAAGUUGGCGGGCAGUCUGGCUUUGGUUACGUGCAAGGAGCCGCUCAAAAGUAACAUGGCGACGCACCUGAGACAGUUUUUGUCUGAGAACGGCUACAGCGAGAUCGCCGACACUGUGAUAUUGAUUCUGGUUCAAGACAACUUGGACUUUGCCUGCUCUGCUAUCGAAAAGGCUGCUAUCGAGCGGGCCGUCGCUGAUGUUGAUGAAGCAUUCUCAGCCUCGUUCGAAGUUCGUCGGCGACAUCGCGAGACUCGCCAGACGGUGCCUUUCUGGGAUCCAGCAGCUGUCUCUUCAAGCUUUGCGGUGACGCUUCCUGACCCGUUGCGUGUCAAACCGAACGGCCUGCAGGCCCACCAAGCCAGUGUCUAUGAGGACUUUGGUGCGGUCGAUCAGACGUGGUCCCAGGGAUAUCCCUCGUACGACGACAACGCAGCUCUGGAGUCCAAGCGACUUGUUCCGACCAGUCGACCGAGCUCUUCUGCGUCGUUCGGGCCAGGUCUAUACUCCCAUUCGCCGGCCCUCGAUGCCCCGCGCUAUCUGACGCAUCAAGAAGCGAUGGAGCGUUUCGCGGUUCUCACUGGCGAUUUGGAGGCUGUGCUGUCCUCGGUUCCAGCGCAGAGUGUGCUUACUAACAUUCCUGCUAACCACGAUCUGAGGCAUCUUGUUGGGCAAAUCAUGCAUCUUGCCGCAGAUUCAACCGACCGAACUCGCACACCCCUUCUAAUGUCCCAGAAGAUCGUCCAGCUUCUGUAUAAAUCGCAGUCGCAACUUGGACGAGAAUUGUACGUCGCUUUGCUGGAGCAGCUUUGCCAUGCCUUCGAGGAUGUGGCCAAGGAGGCCAUCACGUGGCUGUUGUAUGCCGAGGACGAGGCAAAUCAGCAGCUUGCGAAAGCGCUGUAUAACGACCCUCGGCCCUCACUUUUGAACUACGCCGCUGCGCUUGUUCGAGAAUGCCUCUCUGCCGAUCCUCCAGUUGCGACCCAGAGUCAAUUCCAGUUCUCGAUCGAAGUGAUGGGCCAACUUGUGCAAACGGGGAAGAGCAGCGAAGAUGUAAGCAGGCUUUUGGACGAUCUGCGUGGAAUCCGUCGUCCGUCUGCUGGGGAAGGCGUCAGUCCUGUGCGGCAACCUUCGGUCAAGCCUGAGACUGAGCAGUUGCGCGAGAAACUGUUCUUGUCUUUCCAGCAAUGGGUCCAGAUCUUCCAGAGAUCUAGUUCGCCCGAGAAGAGUUUCGUGCCGUUCAUUACCCAGCUGACCAAGCACGGGAUCCUCAAAGUGGAAGACCUGUCGUCCUUCUUUUUCAGAGUCUGCGCAGAGUCGAGUGUUAACCACUACGUGAAGAGUGUUGCUAGCGGAGACUUCGACGGCUCGUUCCAGGCGCUCGAUGCGAUGGCGCGAUUGAUUGUGUACAUCAUCAAGUACCACGGCGAUGCGUCUGGUGUCAACAACGAUCAGGCCAAAGUGCAUUAUCUGACCAAGAUUCUGUCGAUCUUCGUGCUCGUGCUUGCCAAUAUGCACGAGGAGCAGGGCUUGUCCUUCCAGCAAAAGCCGUUCUUCCGAUUCUUUUCGAGUCUGAUCAAUGAUCUGCAUUCCAUCGAGACGCAUCUUGGACAAGUCUAUCUUCAAUUGCUGAUCGCGAUCAGUGACACUCUGAGCUCGCUGCAGCCGACCUAUUUCCCGGGUUUUGCGUUCUCGUGGAUGUGUUUGAUUUCGCAUCGCUUGUUUAUGCCGAAGUUGCUGCUGUCGGAGAACCGAGAGGGCUGGGCGGCGUUCCACAAGCUGCUUCUGUCGCUCUUCAAGUUUUUGUCUCCGUUCUUGAAGGAGGUCAAUCUGCAGCUUGCGUCCAAGGAUCUGUAUCGGGGUGCUCUGCGACUUCUCCUGGUCCUUCUGCACGACUUUCCGGAGUUCCUCGCACAGUACUAUUUCAGUCUGUGCGACGCCACUCCAGCGCGAUGCAUCCAGCUGCGGAACAUCAUUCUGAGCGCCUAUCCUCCGACGGUGGUUCUGCCGGAUCCGUACGUCCGGAUCGGGUCACUCGACUCGAUUCCCGAGAUGGGCCCUAUUCCUGCGAUCUUGUCCGAUUUCUCGGCAGUCCUGAAGCUCGGCGACUUGAGCGUGGCUCUCGAGAACUUCUUGCUCGGCCGCGGGGGACCCGCGUUCUUGCCCUCCCUGAAGGCAUCUUUGAGGCUGCCAGGUGUCACGGACACGGCCCCUGAGGGAUACAAUUUGGCGUUGAUCAACUCGCUGGUUAUGUUUACCGGCGUGUCGUCUGUUGCGCAAGCCAAGUCGCGGAGUGGGUCGGCCUUGUUCACCUCCGCUGAUCCGGGAGCAGUCGUUCUGCAUUACUUGGUGACCAAUCUCGAUGACGAAGGCCAGCACCAUAUUCUCAGCGCGGUACUGCUGCAACUGCGGUACCCGAAUGCCCACACGCAUUGGUUCAGCUCUUUGAUCUUGCAUCUGUUCGUGGAAGCGCCGAGCGAACGCUUCCAGGAGAUUCUCACCAAAGUGAUGUUGGAACGCUUCAUUGUGCACCGGCCGCACCCCUGGGGAGCGCUCGUCACGUUCAUCGAGCUGCUGCGCAACCCCAAGUACGACUUUUGGAGCAAGGAUUUCAUCCGGAUUGCGCCCGAGAUAACCAUGUUGUUGGAGAGUGUCCGUAAUACCCCUGCUAUGACAUCCACUGUCAUACUUAUGGAUCUGCUUGUGGUAGGCGAAGGGGGAGGUCCCGAUGAGACGAAUCUCUCGGCAUAUCUAUUGAAGCCAGCUACGUCCAGUUGGGAAGACGGUGCUCUCGCUAUCGAGGCUGGUUCCGGUCAAGGGACUCUGCAGAAGCUGCUCCAGCGCGACUCGGCGUUGCUCGAUGACCCGGAACGGCCCGUGUCGCGUGCCCUCUCCGCCGCGGAGGUGUACUCGUCCAUUCGGGGAUAUCUUAUCACGCAUGCGCAUCUCGACCAUAUCGCCAGUCUGGUGCUGUCUGCGGGGUCUCUGACGGGGCCGCGGAAGCGGAUCUACGCUUCCAAGCAUACACUCGAGGAUCUGGAGGCCUGCGUUUUCUCGGAUCGGCUGUGGCCGAAUCUUGCGUCCUGGAAGGAGGAUGAUGAUGACCAUAUGUUGUUGUACUCUCCACUGGACUUGACGAGCCUCAAGUAUACGACGCUCAUGCCCACGAUAUCCGUGCGGGGCCUGCCGGUCAGUCACGGGCACAACGGCUCUGGGACCUGCGACUCCGCGGCCUACUUCAUCCGACACGACCCAUCUGGACAAGAGCUCCUGUUCUUCGGGGACGUGGAGCCCGACACGGUCUCGGAGUCUCCGCGCACGGCCAACGUGUGGCGCGCUGCUGCGCCCAAGAUCCCUGCGACGCUGUCCGCGAUAUUCAUCGAGUGUUCUUGGCCCUCGGCGAGACCCGACGAUCUGCUGUUCGGGCAUCUGAAGCCAGAACAUCUGGUGCGGGAGCUCGAGGUACUGGCCACGGAGGUCGUGCGGAGCCGCAGCCCGAUCUCUGUGCCUGCUCGGCCACUGCGGAAGAGGCAGCGGACGAAUCCGAGUCUGGAGGGAGCGUUAGAUGGGGUCCGAGUGUAUGUCAUCCAUUGCAAAGACACGCUGGAUGGCUCCGCGGAUCGUCCCAACCAGACCAUUAUCAUUGACCAACUACGUGCUCUGUUGGAUUCGAAGCGAUUGGGAGUAGAGAUCAUCGCUGUGCGCCAGGGCAUGCGCAUCAAGAUCUGAAUCUUUGUUCUGUGAAACUGUGGACAAGUGUAUCAAUAAAUAGCCUUUCUUGUAGCCUUAGCAGUGCGUUUUGCAUUAUUUUCAUUACUAGUCGUUAGAGUCAGAUAUGUACAAGAAAGAAUCCUGGAUGAGCAUUCUGACUAUGUAAAGCAAUGUGGUCCACGAAAGCGAAGACGAGAGCAGGACCAUCAGCGACUCAGGAUCAGGAUGACGCAAACAACUUGACUACGCCGUCGGCACCCGCCGUCGCCAUGAAGGGCAGAGAAGGAUGGAAUUCGACGUCCAGCGCACCUUCGCGGGCCUUUUCCCGGUGCGCUGGAAUCUCCUGAACACACGCCCGAGUUCCGAGCAGAUCCCACAGCCGCACCGAGCAAUCGUGGCUGCCAGACACAAGCGAGAAUCCUGCAGGG